AUGGCAUUAGGGCGAAAACCAGUAACAAAAAGGGCAGAUCCAUAUCCCAAAAAUGUUCGCGGCGCACAAAAAAGAAGAAAAACAACAAACGUACCAACCGCAAGGAAGGUGAAACUAGCCAGUGAUGUGGAGAAAAUCCCUAUACCCAGCUUACCUUCAACUGUAGGAAACGUGUUUGUUGUGGGUAGUGGGGAAUGCGGUCAAUUGGGUGCGGGCGAAAUGCAAGAAAGAAAAAAAUUUGGGCGUUUAAGUUACUUCGAUGGUAAAGAAAUAGUCGAUAUCGCGGUAGGUCCACUGCAUAAUGUCGCUAUUACACGACAGGGAAAGAUGUACACUUGGGGAUGUAAUGAUCAUGGGGCAUUGGGUCGUGUCACAGAUGAUGAUGAGGAACGUACUCCUGGUUUGGUCGACGAAGCGGAAUUGCAAGGUGUCAAAAUCAUGAAAGCUGCCUGUGGAGGAUCCUUAACGAUCGCACUGUCUGAUGAAGGAGAUCUAUAUGCUACAGGGACAUUCAAGUCGGAAGAUGGUAUAAUCGGAUUUUCCUCUGAAAAGCCACGACACCAACAAUAUCGCUUUGCACUCUAUGAACCCGCCUCACUGUUGGAAAUUGCAGACAUUGCUUGUGGUGUAAAUCACGCCGCACUGCUCACGACAGACGGUCAUGUAUAUACGUGGGGUUCUUCAGAACAAUUUCAGCUAGGUCGUCGCGGUUCACCGAGACAUAAAUCAUUAACUUUGGUUCCAGAAAUCGUGAAUCAACUGAAAAAAUUGCGUAUCGUGAAAAUCGGAUGCGGCAACUUUCAUACAUUGGCGGCAGACGAAGAAGGACAUAUAUACGCAUGGGGGCUCAAUAACGCGCGACAAUGUCUAUUGGACCCCGGUAAAUAUGGUGGGAUACACAUCAAAGAACCGACGCAAAUUCCGUUCUUUGAAAAUGUAAAAGUGAAACAGUUGGCUGCCGGGAUGCACCACUCAGUUGUGCUCUUAGAGAACGGUCAGGUGUAUACAUUUGGGAGCAAAGAAAAUGGCAAAAUGGGUCUCGGCGGUGACGAAACUUCGAAUAAAGGAUGCAGCACGAUUACGGAUCUAAAACCCUUGGAUCUACCCGUGAUAAAAUCGAUAGCUGUCGGCGAUUUUCAUAACUACGCAUUAACAGAGGAUGGCGAGACUUAUUCGUGGGGGGAUGGGGUAAGUGGACAAUUGGGAAAUGGAGAAGAGACCUGCGAAUAUAUGCCAUACCUUAUUGAGGAUGAGAGAUUUGAGGAUCAGUUCCAUAUUAAACAAAUCGGCUGUGGGUCUCAGCACACAGUCCUGUUUGGUGUAGUUCGAUAA
Molecule: messenger RNA, 1332 nt
Organism: Ambispora gerdemannii
Lineage: Eukaryota; Fungi; Glomeromycota; Glomeromycetes; Archaeosporales; Ambisporaceae
Source: the annotation of a GenBank genome assembly